Molecule: messenger RNA, 458 nt
Organism: Moneuplotes crassus
Lineage: Eukaryota; Ciliophora; Spirotrichea; Euplotida; Euplotidae
Source: the annotation of a GenBank genome assembly
UGCUCAAUGCUGUUGGUUUUAUGAAUUGUUCAGUUACAAUACUCUCACUUCUCCAGCAAAACUUGCGCGCACUGGUGCAGGACCAUAGAAUCUGCCGUAAGCACCAUAGAAUACUGGAGCUUCGACACUCUUGCCAAUGAUUAUUUCUUCAACAAGCCUUUCUCCAGCAAAUCCACCAUAGGAUCCGUCAUAAUCUCUAGCGUAAAUUCUAUUAUAGACGUCUCCGUAAUAUCUUGGGGCACCAUGAACUCCCUCAUAAACACUACCAUCCUAUCCUGGAACUCCCACUACACCAGCAUCGACACCUCCCUCACCAGCUAAUAUUUCUCCUCUGAGUGUAUCCUUGGCAGCAGCAGACAUGGCUGUGGCCAAGAACAGAACAACAACAUUUUACCCAGUUUUAAGUUUGGUUAAAUUUACCUUUCAGUUAAAAAUGUUUGUUUAAAACAUAGUUUAAC